Molecule: messenger RNA, 2025 nt
Organism: Cynocephalus volans (Philippine flying lemur)
Lineage: Eukaryota; Metazoa; Chordata; Mammalia; Dermoptera; Cynocephalidae
Gene: XPNPEP2
Product: X-prolyl aminopeptidase 2
Exons: 21
Coding region: 1-2025 (674 amino acids)
Molecular function (GO): metalloaminopeptidase activity
Source: RefSeq, a predicted model, not a curated record
AUGGCCCGAGCUCACUGGGGCUGCUGCCCCUGGCUUGUCCUCCUCUGUGCUUGUGCCUGGGGCCAUCCAAAGGCAGUGGACCUUGAACAAGACGACGUGAGAAACUGUUCAAGCAGCCCUCCGUAUCUUCCAGUUACUGCGGUUAAUACUACAGAGCGGCUCGCAGCCCUUCGCCAGCAGCUGCAGAACCAGAAUCUCUCUGCCUACAUCAUCCCAGACACGGAUACCCACAUGAACGAGUACCUCGGCACACAAGAUGAGAGACGUGCAUGGAUUUCAGGCUUUACAGGGUCUGCAGGCACCGCGGUGGUGACCAUGGAAAAAGCAGCUGUCUGGACUGACAGUCGCUACUGGAUUCAGGCUGAGCGGCAGAUGGACUGCAACUGGGAGCUCCAUAAGGAAGUUGGCACCACUCCCAUUGUCACCUGGCUCCUCGCUGAGAUUCCCACAGGAGAGCGUAUCGGCUUUGACCCCUUCCUCCUCUCUGUUGACACCUGGAAGAGUUAUGACGAGGGCCUUCAAGACUCUGAGAGACAGCUGGUGUCCAUCCCGACCAACCUUGUGGACCUGGCGUGGGGGUCAGAUAGGCCCCUGGUUCCAAGCGAACCUAUUUAUGCCCUGCAGGAGGCGUUCACAGGGAGCACUUGGCAAGAGAAAGUAUCAGACAUCCGAAGCCAGAUGCAGGCGCACGAAAAUGCCCCAACUGCAAUCCUUCUGUCGGCGCUUGAGGAGACAGCCUGGCUCUUCAACCUUCGCAGCAGUGACAUCCCCUAUAACCCUUUCUUCUAUUCCUAUGCGCUGCUCACAAACUCCUCCAUCAGGUUAUUUGCAAACAAGAGUCGCUUCAGCUCCGAGACCCUGGAGUACCUGAACUCCGAUUGCAUAGGCCCUAUGUGUGUGCAACUCGAGGAUUACAGUCAAAUUCGUGACAGUGUCCAGGCCUAUGCCUCAGAAGACGUGAAGAUCUGGAUCGGGACCAGUUAUACCACGUAUGCGCUCUAUGAAGUGAUACCCGAGCAAAAACUCAUUGAAGACACCUACUCCCCAGUGAUGAUCACCAAGGCGGUGAAGAACAGCAAGGAGCAGGCCCUCCUCAAGGCCAGCCACGUGCGGGAUGCUGUGGCCGUGAUCCGGUACUUGGUGUGGCUGGAGAAGAACGUGCCCAAAGGCACGGUGGACGAGUAUUCUGGGGCAGAGUUCGUGAACAAGCUCCGAGGAGAAGAAGAGUACUCCGCCGGGCCCAGUUUCGAAACCAUCUCUGCUAGUGGCCUGAAUGCUGCCCUGGCCCACUACAGCCCAACCGAGGAGGUGCACCGCCAGCUGUCCUCAGACGAGAUGUACCUGCUGGAUUCUGGGGGGCAAUACUGGGACGGCACCACAGACAUCACCAGAACAGUCCACUGGGGCACCCCCACUGCUUUCCAAAAGGAGGCAUAUACCCGAGUGUUGAUGGGAAACAUCGAUCUGUCCACACUCAUCUUUCCUGCUGAUACAUCAGGGCGAGUGGUAGAGGCCUUUGCCCGCAAAGCCUUGUGGGAUGUUGGGCUCAAUUAUGGUCAUGGGACAGGCCAUGGCAUUGGCAACUUCCUGUGUGUGCACGAGUGGCCAGUGGGAUUCCAGUCCAACAACAUUGCCAUGGCCAAGGGCAUGUUCACAUCCAUCGAACCUGGUUACUAUCAGGAUGGAGAAUUUGGGAUCCGUAUUGAAGAUGUGGCCCUCGUGGUAGAAGCAAAUACCAAGUACCCAGGGAGCUACCUGACCUUUGAAGUGGUGUCCUUGGUGCCCUAUGACCGGAACCUCAUUGAUGUCAGCCUGCUGUCCCCUGAGCAGCUCCAGUACCUGAAUAGCUACUACCAGACCAUCCGCGAGAAGGUGGGCCCAGAGCUGCAGCGGCGCAACCUGCUGGACGAGUUCACAUGGCUGCAGGAGCACACGGAGCCCCUGUCCGCCAGGGCCCCGGGCACCACCUCCUUGGCCUCUGUGCUGGCAGCCUCUACUCUUACCAUCCUCGGCUGGAGUGUCUAG